UCCAAUUCUAAAUUGGACAGGUUUACGAGGAACAAAAGUCUCUCUAACAGAACAAUCAUUGACACCGUAGAUUCGGAUUCUCUUCUCCUUCUCUUCCAAAACAUUCCGACGAAAACCGAUCAUCUUCUUCCUUUGUCAAAGUUUGAUACUUUUUGGUUGAAUUGGGAUCUGAUCGUGAUAAUUGGAUGGUGUGUUUGGAUCGAAAAACAUAAAGCGCAAAAUGGGUGUGGAUUAUUACAACAUAUUGAAGGUGAACAGGAAUGACACCGACGACGACUUGAAGAAGGCGUAUAGGAGGUUGGCCAUGAAAUGGCAUCCCGACAAGAACCGCACCGACAAAAAAGAAGCCGAGGCUAAAUUUAAGCAGAUCUCCGAGGCUUAUGAGGUCUUGAGCGACCCUCAAAAAAGGCAGAUUUAUGAUCAAUAUGGUGAAGAAGGGUUGAAGGACAUGCCGCCACCAGGAAGCUGUGGAUUCCCAUUUGGAAAUGGUAGUGGCAGUGGAUCAAAUGGGUUCAAUCCCAGGAAUGCAGAGGACAUAUUUGCAGAGUUCUUUGGAAGUAGUCCUUUUGGAUUUGGGUCAUCAGGACCUGGGAGGUCUAUGAGGUUUCAGUCAGAUGGAGGAGGAACUUUUGGUGGCUUUGGUGGGACUGACAAAAUCUUUCGGUCGCAUAGUGAGGGUGUCAUUCCAAAGAAACCGCUGGCUGUGGAGAGCAAAUUGCCUUGUAGCCUUGAGGAAUUAUAUUCUGGAUCAACGAGGAAAAUGAAGAUCUCAAGGACCGUGGCUGGUGCCAAUGGACGCCAAGUGCUAGAAACAGAAAUAUUGACCAUUGAUGUGAAGCCCGGGUGGAAGAAGGGAACCAAGAUUACAUUCCCGGAUAAAGGGAAUGAGCAGCCAAACCAACUUCCAGCAGACCUUGUUUUUGUAAUUGAUGAGAAGCCCCAUGACGUUUACAAGAGAGAUGGCAAUGACCUCAUUGUGAACCAAAGCGUGUCCUUAGCCGAGGCACUCAGUGGGACCACCAUAAAUCUUACCACCCUUGACGGUCGUAGCCUAUCAAUUCCAGUGACAGACAUUGUGAGCCCUGGCUAUGAGCUUGUUGUCUCCAAAGAAGGAAUGCCAAUAGUGAAGGAACCUGGCGGCAGAGGUGAUUUGAGGAUCAAAUUCGAUAUUAAAUUUCCGACAAGAUUGACGCCUGAGCAACGAGCAGGACUAAAACGCGCUUUGGGAGGUUGAGGAUUGAUUGACGGAUUGAUUCCUUGCUUCCCUCUCAUGUAUAUUGGCCAACAGCUUUGGACACUAAUAGAGCCAGUUGCAUACAGAGCUGUUGGUACUUGUUUUAACCAAAGGCUGUGAUCUCUUUGCUGCUAAUGGAUAUUGAGCAUGUUGAAAAGUUAUGCCCCCAAAUGACGAGUUAUACUUGGUAAUGAUUUGUGCAUCUGUUUCACUUAUUCAUUGUAAUUUUGUGUUAAUUGUGAUUAAUUUCGUUUCUCAGAUUAUUUUGAUUAAUUUGUAAUUUAUGGUUAGGUUUCAUUUUCUUUGUAGUUUGUGUAGCCUGCAGAAAUAAAGGAUUACUUUAAGUUACU
Morus notabilis is the source of this 1584-nucleotide messenger RNA. Its product is annotated as dnaJ homolog subfamily B member 1. The transcript is spliced from 3 exons. Gene Ontology annotation, molecular function: protein-folding chaperone binding. Gene Ontology annotation, cellular component: cytosol. NCBI's taxonomy places the organism in Eukaryota, Viridiplantae, Streptophyta, Magnoliopsida, Rosales, Moraceae. Bases 221 to 1234 code for a protein of 337 amino acids. The record is from RefSeq and is a predicted model, not a curated record.